AUGGGUUCGUUAGGUUCACAUCAUUUUCCAGUCAUCGUCAUUGGAGGGGGUCCAGUGGGCUUUGUCACGGCCAUAAACAUCGCGAGAAACGGUGUGAAGGUUGCGGUGCUCGAAAAGGGACCCAGGAUUGACCAGAGCCCAAGAGCAACCUCCUAUCAGCCAUGUGUGCUGGCAGAGAUGCAGGAGUGCGGGAUCCUCGAGGACGUGACUAGGAAAGCGGUGGUGAACAACAUUCUAUCUUUCUGGGUUGGUGAAGGCCCGGAGAAAAAGAGGGUCGCAUACGUCGAAAAGCUCGAGGGUGGCAAAAAUUUCCCCGCCGGCUUGAAUUGUGGCCAGCCCGUGCUGACAGAGACUGUGAUGCAUCAUCUUCUCAACAAUUACGACGCUGAUGUCUGUUUCAAUCAGCAGGUGGAAGAUGUCUACCAGGAUUCCACCCUCGUCACUGUGCUCUGCAAAGAUCCGACAACUGACAAGGUCACGAGAUACACGUGCGAUUACCUUGUCGGGGCUGACGGAGCUGGUAGCAUGGUAAGGGAAUGUCUGGGGAUUGAAUUUGAGGGCUUUUCGUGGCCCAAGGAGGACUUCUGCGCGUCCAACAUCCGAUAUCCCUUCGAUAAAUACGGUUUCACUACGGCUAACUUCGUCCUCCACGACGUUCAUUGGGGUGUCAUCACGGUCAUCGAUGAUACCGGUCUCUGGCGUUGUGCCUUUGGCAUCAAGCCCGGAAUGACCAACGAACAGGUCCGCGAGGAGCUAGACGAGCACUACAAAUAUAUCCUUCCCGGUUGGCCGGGCGAGGGCUACGAAUUGGUGCAACUCAAUCGAUACAAGCCCCACCAACGCUGUGCGAAGCAGUAUCGGAAAGGACGCUGCUUCCUCGCCGGCGACGCCGCACAUAGCAAUAACCCUAUUGGCGGACUCGGUCUAACCACUGGAAUUCUGGACGCCGGUCCGCUGGGCCGGGGGCUGGCGGCAGUGGUGAAGGGUGAGGCGCCAGAGUCAAUCCUUGAUAAGUGGGCCGAAGCCCGACGACAUAAGUGGCUGACCUAUACCAACGAGUUUUCCAUCGAGAACAAGAGAAUGGUGCAGCGAGGCGGGUACAGUCCUGACCCAGCCGGGAUCUGGAAAAAGGACGAAGUCUCCCGCGCACAUGGAAUGGACAAGUGGAUUGAGAAGGCGACCGCGAGCAAAGAGGGUGAAGACUUGGCCUUGUUUGAACAACUGAAAGACCGUGAGCUGCAACUCCAAAACCGUAUGAAGCAGUGGGAAAUCACCAUUGACCCAUUGUGGAUGGCGGAAUAUGAACACCCAGACAUCGUGAAAGCCCGAAUGGCUCUUCGGCCUGAAGGCCUCACGCCAAGUUCCACUACGCCUCUAAGCAGCGUCACAGGCGUAUCUAUUCAACCUAAAGAAUAG
Molecule: messenger RNA, 1416 nt
Organism: Cladophialophora psammophila CBS 110553
Lineage: Eukaryota; Fungi; Ascomycota; Eurotiomycetes; Chaetothyriales; Herpotrichiellaceae
Exons: 2
Coding region: 1-1416 (471 amino acids)
Molecular function (GO): FAD binding
Source: RefSeq, a predicted model, not a curated record